Myxocyprinus asiaticus (Chinese sucker) is the source of this 3411-nucleotide messenger RNA. Its product is annotated as E3 ubiquitin-protein ligase Mdm2-like. Gene Ontology annotation, cellular component: nucleus. The transcript has 11 exons. The record is from RefSeq and is a predicted model, not a curated record. Gene Ontology annotation, biological process: negative regulation of apoptotic process; regulation of cell cycle. The coding region runs from base 1212 to 2651 and encodes 479 amino acids. Gene Ontology annotation, molecular function: identical protein binding; ubiquitin protein ligase activity. Lineage: Eukaryota; Metazoa; Chordata; Actinopteri; Cypriniformes; Catostomidae.
UUUCAGUUUUCCUGUCUCAAUAGUUAAUAUCUAUCCGGGGCUGUCAAUGUAAAAAAAAAAACGUCGUUAAUCUGCUAAACGCUUAGAUUUGACGUCGUCUGACGCUUUAAACGUCCAUUUAGUUGCUUGAAACCAUUCGCCUCAGUGAGCCGCGUCUAGCGCUGAGACGCGCGGCCUGCUGAAGCCUCGGGAUUUCCUGCGCGCGUCACACCGGGGAAGUGUCACUCAGGAUUGGGCGCGCUUGUGGCGCUAUUUCAAUGACUGCAGUAUCAAAUUUCGCAGCAUUUUACAAUAGUCAGAGAACACACUAUCUGCUCAGCUAACGUUAUUGUUACGCCACAGUGUGUAAGUAAAUACAUUUGAGCGCGCGUGCGUGUCACUGUCGGUCAGUUGCUAAAUAAUUACGUAAACAUGCAAAAAAAAAAAAAAAAAAAAUACCGCCUGCAAUUUACAUGUUUAUGCUUUGCAACUGGAGAAUACAAUCCAAAAGUCAUUAUAUAUGCCUUUUGUCUCUAUAAAUACAAUGAAACCAGAGUGAAUAGACAAAAGUGUCAAAAGCGCUCUAGACACAAGUGCAUGAUCCACAUGAUGAUUAACAUCACAUCGCAUGUAAAUCAAUUUCCAUGUUACCUCUGUUGUCUUAUAUUUGUGUGUAACGUUUGCUGACCGUUUCUGUGUGUAGAUGUGUAAAGAAAGAAACAUAAAUAAAGAGAUUGUUGUAGUCCAAAACUGUACUUGAAAGACAUCCAUCCGUCCGAAGCACUUGUAAUGAUGACAUGACACCACUUUAGGUGUUUAUUUGGAGUCAUCGCUUUGGUCCAAACACCCCGUUAUUUCACCUGUUGCUUGGCUGAUAAGCCUCAAAUCCAUGUGCUUAGCCAGCAACAGGGCGGGUGUGUUGAGGCGGGACAUGCCCGGGCAUGAUCGCAGAGAGAGAGAACUGAGCCUGAUCGACCGCCAGGGCUUCUGAAGCCACUCACGCUUUUGACGUGUCAUGCCCGAACCCGCCCAGGACAUGAUGAUCCCGCAGUGGAUUCUAGCCCUGACAUGUCUCUGUCUGUGUCUUUUUAAACUGUAGACCGGCCCUGAACCGGCUCACACUCCUCACUAACCCUGAGCUCAAGCACUUUAUGUACAGCUAGCAGAGUAUAUAUAGAAGAUUCUUAUGCAGAGUAGCCAAUUUACCUCUAUUUGCACAGAUAACUACCAAUAUGGCAACAGAAAGUUGUUUAAGCAGUUCUCAGAUCAACAAGGUUGACAACGAAAAACUGGUAAGACCCAAAGUACUGUUGAAAAGCCUGUUAGAAGAUGCAGGUGCAGAUAAGGAGGUUUUCACCAUGAAGGAGGUUAUGUUUUAUUUGGGGAAGUAUAUCAUGAGCAAGGAGUUGUAUGACAAGCAGCAGCAACACAUCGUCCACUGUGGAGAGGACGCUCUCGGCGCUAUCCUGGGGGUGAAAAGCUUCUCGGUCAAAGAGCCCCGAGCCCUCUUUGCAAUGAUCAGCAGAAACCUAGUGGCAGUGAAAAACCCAGAGACUCAGUCUACCUUCUCUGAACCCAGGAGUCAAAGUGAACCGGACAGAGGCCCUGGGGACACAGAUUCUGAUUCUCGCUCAUCUACCUCACAACAGCAGCGCAGGAGGAGGAGAAGCAGUGAUCCUGAAGGUUCUUCGGCAGAAGACGAGCCCAGAGAGUGCAGAAAGAGGCACAAGUCAGACAGCUUCUCCCUGACAUUUGAUGACAGCUUGUCAUGGUGUGUGAUCGGAGGCCUGCACCGAGAGAGGGGGAACAGUGAGUCUUCAGAGGCACAGAUCAACCCUGAUGUAGGUGUAUCUCACAGUGAGAACAGUGAAGAGAGUGAGGACUCUGGAUCAGACUCUGACUCUGAUAACUUCAGUGUGGAGUUUGAGGUGGAGUCCAUUGAUUCUGAUGCUUACAGUGAGGACGAUGAAGAUUCGGUGCCUGGAGAAAAUGAGGUGUAUGAAGUGACAAUCUUUGCUGAGGAUGAAGACUCAUUUGAUGAGGAUACUGAGAUAACCGAGGCAGACUACUGGAAGUGUGCCAAGUGUGAUGAGCUCAACCCUCCUCUUCCUCGACACUGCAAAAGCUGCUGGACCGUUCAACCUGGCUGGCUUCCAGACACACAAAUAUGUGAAAGCACACAAAAUGGCACAGAAGACACCAGCAUCACUACACCCCCCAGCACUGACCGCAGCUCGCCCUCAAAUGCCAAACAGCUACCUUCCAAACCCUCCAGCCCUCUCCCGGAAACAGAUGAAGGAGUGGACGUACCCGACGGUAAGUGCUCGCAAUCUCCCACCAUGGCCAAAGACGAUCUUCCCUCUGGUGCAUCGGGGUCCGUGACUGAUUCUCAAAAUACAUCUUCCCAACCCUCCACCUCUUCAGGGGGCAGCAGCCAGGAAGAGACCCCUGAGCUGGAGCGCUACAACAGCCUGGAGGCCUGUCUGCCCACCACCUGCCUAGAGCCAUGCGUCAUAUGUCAGAGUCGUCCCAAGAAUGGCUGUAUUGUCCACGGAAGAACUGGACACCUUAUGGCGUGCUAUACCUGCGCUAAGAAAUUGAAAAACCGUAAUAAGUUGUGUCCGGUGUGCCGAGAGCCCAUUCAGUCGGUCGUGCUGACCUACGUGAGCUGAGGCACCGCAAAUAUACCUCCUCGUCUUUCCUCUCAUGAAGUUUGGAAGGGUCAGAUGUUGCCUUGCCUUGUAUUAUAUGCCUUAUUAAUAUUUUGUGUUAAAGUCAAUUUGUAAUAUGUUUCUUAUUGAUUUAAAGAAUUUUAUUUAUAACUUUUGGACAAGCGAGGUUUCUCACAUGCUGGGUUGCGAAUUCACACUGCUUAUGUUUUAGGGGUUGGGUUGAGAUUGGGUUAGAAACUAAAACAAUUGUAAAGAUUACAUUUUGGAUUUGCAAUGAACUCAUAACUAAUCAAAAUGUAUAAAUACAGUACAACUUUUUUUGUGAAUUGCUCAGAAGCAUCUUGAUUGUAUAAUUGUUAAUUUAUGUUCAUGCUGAUGUAUAGUUCUCCUCUGAUAUAAUAGUAAUUACAGUUGUUUGCUACACUGAAUUGUUCCUGAGUUGUUAGGUAACCCCCCAGUUGCUGAAAGUCUUGUAAGAGUCGCAUGACUCUUUCUCUCACUGUUUAUUUGGAGUCCCUCAGAAACCCUACACCUACCCCAAAACCUAACCUACGACUAAGUCUAAACAUAAACAUAAACUUACAGUGAAUGAGACUCUCAUGAGACUUAGGCUGCUGGAAGAUUACCUUCUAGACACAGGGGAGUUGGAGCUCUUAAGACGACCCUUUAAAACUGUUGUUCCUUAAAGGAAUUGCACCAUUUUCUGCUGCAAAGACUCUUAUCCUAUUUCUGAGUGAAGCAUAAUAAAUGAUUAUUUUGA